UCGUCGCGUUUCCCACAUCUAAGCAUUGACACGGUAAACAAACCUUUGUUACAUUCAUGUUGUCUUUAAUAGAUUUCUAGAAAUGUACAAAGCACAUGAUGCGAUCAUACAGUCAGGAUUUAAGCAAAGGACUCGAGAAUGUUCCUGUUUUAAUUGAGGACUGCGUAUCUCAGGACGCUUUUGCUAACUUCCAGUAUGUGCCAGAGAAUGUGCAAGGACCAGGCUGUGACCUUGAUCCAAGUGCGGUGACGCUCCCAGGUUGCUCUUGUCGUGCCCAGUCUUGCCUGCCCGACUCCUGCCCCUGUUUGAGGUUUGGCCAGAUGUACGAUAGCAGGACACUUUUGAUUCAGCAGCAGGAAGAAGACAGCUACACCAAACCUGUGUUUGAGUGCAACGUCCUGUGUGCCUGCAGCGAUUCAUGUCAGAACCGGGUGGUUCAAAAGGGGGUCGAAGUUCACCUGGGUGUCUUCAGCACCACAGACAGAGGUUUGGGGGUGGAAACUCUAGAGCGCCUCCCUUGUGGACGUUUCGUGUGCGAGUACGCAGGGGAAAUAAUCGGCCCUCACGAGGCUCGUCGCAGGCAGCUCUCACAGUCUCCUCAUGAUAUGAACUACAUCAUAGCUGUUCAGGAGCACAGCGGUGGAGACAGGGUCACCCAGACAUUCGUGGAUCCUGUGACUGUGGGAAAUGUGGGCAGGUUCAUCAACCACUCCUGCCAGCCCAACCUGAUCAUGGUGCAGGUGCGUGUUCACUCGCUGGUACCCAGACUGGCUUUGUUUACGAAUCGAGAGAUAGAGCAAUACCAAGAACUGACCUUUGACUAUGGAGGAGGGCACAACAGCAACACAGACUCCCAGAAGUUAAAUGAAGCGCCAAGUGACACUCAGGCGCGGUCUGAUGAUGUCAAAGUGCUACAGAGAAAAGCAUGUCACUGUAGAGAACCAAACUGAUUAGGAUUUUUACCAUUAGACAUCUCAGUUCUCCGUUGAAAUUUAUUCUGGUUUCAUUUCAGUUUUGAUCAGAUGUUAAAUAUUGAGUUCUGCUCAGGUUUGGUGUCUGAUGUGGAAUAUUUUCAUGUUUGACACUCCAGCAGAUUAACAAAACAUUCUUGUGAAUGAACUAAAGUGUAUGUUGAUGCUAUUUAUAGGUAUAGGAUGAAUACUGAUAAACUCAAAUUAUAAACCAAGCAGAUUUAUUACAAGUUUGCGCAAGUAAUAUUUUUGUGAUGAGAAAACUUUCCUUUGACUUUGUAAACCAUUAAGGGCAAAUGUUUGCUGUUUUGAAUAAUAUAUGCUGGGACAUCUGCCCAAAUUUAAGAAGGGAUGCCAUAAAGUGGCAUCUGCAAUGUUUGACAAGUUUGUUGGCAAGAUCUCCGUUGAUGCAUAUAUUUCACAAAACACUUGGGCAUCUUAAGUGUUACGCCGUAACCAUUUCCUUUAAGAGCAGUCUGCAUUUGUAACUGGACCCGUAGCCCUCUGGGUAAUGAGCAAUUAAAAAAGGCCCAUGGGUAUUUUAAUAUAGUAACUGCUGUUAGUCUCUUGACACACGGGGUGGGAGUGACCCACUUCAUUCAAACAUCACCCUUAAAUCUGCCCCCUCUCUUCUAGAUCUGCCCCAUUUUCACUCCAGCCCCGCUUUCAUCUUCACCACAGUAUUAAUAUCUACAUCUGGGUUAAUUAGCAUAGAGACUAGAAACCAGAGCAAAGCACAAGGCAUGAUGGGAAGAGGCAGAUGGGUUCUGUCUUUGCCAGUUUUACCGUAUGCAUCAAGUUAAACUGCUACUGGACAUUCUAGAUUUAAACUUCGUUUUCUUUUAUUUGUGGGUAAUGAACUUUUGAAGUCCUGCAUGGGCUCUACAUUUCACUAAAUUGUAGAUUUGAUUUUGAGGGAACGCAUGAUUUUAUGAAAUGUUUAACUUAAAUUGCUUUGUAUAGAAUGUAUACCAAAGGCAAAAAUGGUUAAUAGUUCACCCAAAAAUGGAAAUUUCAUUUAAUAUAUUUUGAAGAAUGUUGGUAAGCGAACAUCAUUGGACUCCAUCGACUUUCAUUGUACGGGCACAAAACCACUGAGACAUUUCUCAAAAUAACUUAUUUUGUGUUCCACAGAAGAAAUUGUCAUGUUAUUAACCACAUGAGAAUAAAUAAAAUAUAAAGAGGUGAAGAACUUCUCCUCAGUGUCUAAGUUGGCCACGCAGGACAUGCAUUUCAGUAAUACAAUUAAAGUGUAUUGAUGUUUCCUUCAGUUCCCAUCAGUGAUAAUGUGAGGACUGUGGUAAACUCAGAUCCUGUGUUUGUCUCAUGACUCAUUGGGUUUGGCAAGUGAGCACAUUCUCAGGUCUCUAUGGCAACAGAAUGUGUGAUAUCGACCGGACGGUGCGUGUAGGCUGUAGUGUUUAGGAACGGUUGUUGAAGAAUGAAGUCAGUCCGCUUUCUCUCAGAAGGGAAACACUUAGGGGCAGGGACACGGAGGUCUCACUGGUGGCUCCGAAACUGUCAGUUUGUGGUAAGGUCGCAUUGUCGCUUCACAGAGACUGCCAGGCCCAAGGAAGCCAGUUGGGAAAUACUUUUGCCUUUUAGAGAGACUUUAAGUCAUAUUAAUAAUUACAAUUUAAAAAGAAUCAAAUGAGGAUUUCGAGCUAUGUUCAGUUUAAAGUAGUGUAUUAAUAAAGGGAUAUCAAAAAUAAAAUUCUGUCUUUAUUUAUUCACCCUCAUGUCGUUUAAACCUGUACAUAACACAAAAGAAGAUAUUUUGAGAAAUGUCACAGUGGUUUUGAGUUCCAUACAAUGGAUGUCAAUAGAGUCCAAUGUUGUUUGGUUACCAACAUUCUGCAAACACAAAUCUUCUUUGUGUUCUUCAGAAGAAAGUCAUACAGUAUAGAUUUGUAAGUACAUGAAACAAAGUUUUUAUAAUGAGAAUAUAAUGAAUAAUUUACAAAUUCUCCAAGAAGUAGAUUUAGACUUGUGUAAAAUAAUAUUAGACGUAUUUCUGUUUGUUAGGUGGCCAUCUCUGGCCUCAGAUCCUCUUGAGAAAGAAGGGCAUUGUUUUCCUAAACAAGUGUGUCCCACAAGACUGCUGAUGUUCAGCACAGGCGAUUUUAAAACCGUGUCAGUUUAUAUUUUUAUUUAGAACAUCGUAUGGAGAAAUUCACUGCAACAUGACAGAAAGAGAAAUAUUGUUUUGGCCUAGAUAUUGAUGGUGAUAUACUAUACUAUCCACUGAUAUGAUGUGCGUGUGUGUGUGUGUGCGUGUGCGUGUGCGUGUGCGUGUGUGCGUGUGUUUGUAUAUAAAUAACUUCUUGGGGAAAUUCUCUGCUUCAUUUUAUUUCAUUUAUUUGAAGUAAGUAGCUCUCAUAUCAUAUUGGUACAGUUAAGAUGUGAGGGCAUUUAAAGCAAAAAUAAGUUAAUUGUUCUCAAUGUUGCCUAAAAUAAAAGAAGAGUUUAUUUGCAAAAAAAUUUUUUUUUAGUUAUUAUUACUUAAUCAAAACAACCCAACUGCAGUCUGAUUGAUAUUACAUGGAAUGCAAACAUGAUUUUUGAAAAUGAUCUGUUUUUGCAAAUGAACAGUUCAUAAAGGUGCCCUUCAAAUAAAAUGGCUUUAAGAUGCAACACUAAAUGAAUGAGACUGUACGUCUGUGUCGUUUCUUAAACACUGCUUCAUUACACGAGAAAAGAAAAACAGGCAGAGAGAUAAAAUUAGACGGACUGUCACAUUGAAGUUGAACAUGUCUCUGAUGAGAGAUGAGAUGACCCGUCUUAUCUACAAAUCUGAAAAACAAUAAGUGAACAAAUAGAUUUUCUAUCUGUGUUUCCUCUUCAUUUAUUUAACGUUCUCUUAUUCUCCGUCUGCAGGAGCGCACAGAGGUUUCCGCUCAUCAUUCAUGCCUGUCCUCUGCACUACAAUUAGUGACAGUGAAAUUGCACAGUGCUUAAUGGCGGCUUAAUGAAGCUGCGUGACUUUUAGAGCUCAAACCGAGUAAUCGGCCCUGCUACUCAUCAGAGACGACUGGAGGUCCUGUCAUCCCGACACCAAUAAAAGGCACGUUGAGCUCAGCUGUUUAUGUUGUGAAGAGCUAACGGCACAAGAUCACAGGCCUUUUUCUGGAAGGGGAAAUUGAGCGAAUACAUGAAUAGUAAUGAAAGAAAAGACGCUAGAAUGGAUUGGAUCUCAUUCUUGCUCUCUCAAGAGCCUGUCGCUGUAUCUUAAGAUGUCACAUCUCAGCUCAGAGUACAAAUAACUCAUUUCCAUAGUUACCACGGUCCAGAAUUUAUAUUUUAUUUGAAAUAAAUGACGUAAGUUGUUUGUCUAUAUACAAUGUUUAUCAGCAUAUGAACAGAUUUAGAUUAACAUGCUUGUUAGGAUAAAGUCUAUUUUGCAUGAAGAUGUAGGCCUACACAAAAUACUGUGGUUUAUCGAUAUCAUCUCAGUCUUGUAGAGUUGGGAGGGUGCAAGACCCAAUUAGCAAUGCUGUCAUUUGUAUUAUAAGACCAUUUCCUCCGGGAAAACCAGAGCCAUUAUCGCCGUAUAAUUGUCUUUUAUUUUUAGUGAGGAAGAACUUUUGUGUCCUAUAGAACAGCAAAAGCUGUUGUACACUUAUUGCAAGGCACAGCUCUGAUUCUUGUAUAUCUAUCUGAACGUGCCCAUGACACAUCAUUUCAUGCCUCAUGUGCUCCAGACAAGUUCCAGAUGGUGCUGUGACGUUGCUGUGUUGUUUAGAUGA
This is a messenger RNA of Triplophysa rosa, 4717 nucleotides long. RefSeq names its product SET domain and mariner transposase fusion gene (gene setmar). The record is from RefSeq and is a predicted model, not a curated record. Gene Ontology annotation, molecular function: zinc ion binding; histone methyltransferase activity; protein-lysine N-methyltransferase activity. NCBI's taxonomy places the organism in Eukaryota, Metazoa, Chordata, Actinopteri, Cypriniformes, Nemacheilidae. The transcript has 2 exons. Gene Ontology annotation, cellular component: nucleus. The coding region runs from base 96 to 950 and encodes 284 amino acids.